Molecule: messenger RNA, 3319 nt
Organism: Arachis stenosperma
Lineage: Eukaryota; Viridiplantae; Streptophyta; Magnoliopsida; Fabales; Fabaceae
Exons: 6
Coding region: 381-1817 (478 amino acids)
Source: RefSeq, a predicted model, not a curated record
UGGUGGUUUUUGCGGGACGAGACAACCUACCAGUUGUUGCGGCUGUUUCAAGAGAGAGAGAGAGAGAGAGAGACUGUAUUCACUCAACACUUUUAAGUUUUAACCUCCCUUCUGUUUUUGAUAUUUGAUUUAAUUUAAUUAGUGAGCUGAGUUAAGUUGUUGGUUUGCCAUUGCCAAUGCCUGCUGCUUAGAGAGAGAAACAGAUAGAGAGAGAGAGAAAGAGAGAUAUGGCGACUCCAGUGAAGAAGAUGGGAUCUCAUCUUCGCUGAUUCUUGUUCUUGUGCAAUCUUACUCUUUAGUAUUACUUUAAACAUCCUAUCAGCAUAACGGUUCGGUUCUUUAGAUAGUUGCCUCUUUUGGGCUGCUUUUAAGAGAGAUCGAUGGGUUCCAGAUUCCCAUCUCAUCAGCUCAGCAAUGGCUUAUAUGUAUCGGGCCGGCCUGAGCAGCCGAAAGAAAGGACUCCGACGAUGAGCUCAGUUGCCAUGCCUUAUACUGGUGGUGACAUCAAGAAGUCCGGAGAAUUGGGGAAAAUGUUUGAUAUCCCCAUGGAUGGUUCUAAAUCUCGAAAAUCCGGUCCGCUAAAUAGUGCUCCUUCAAGAACUGGAUCAUUUGGAGGUGCCGCUUCACACUCUGGACCUAUCAUGCAAAAUGCAGCAGCUCGUUCUGCUUAUGUUACAUCAGGCAACUUAUCUGCUGGAGGCAUGUCUGCUUCAGCAUCAAUGAAGAAGACCAAUUCUGGUCCACUGAACAAACACGGGGAACCGGUUAAGAAGUCAUCUGGUCCUCAAUCUGGCGGAGUUACACGCCAAAACUCUGGUCCGAUUCCACCGGUUCUUCCUACAACUGGUCUAAUUACAUCUGGUCCACUGAAUUCAUCUGGGGCUCCAAGGAAGGUGUCUGGUCCAUUAGAGUCUACAGGAUCUAUGAAGUCACAUACUUCCUCUAUAGCUCACAAUCCAGCUGUGACCACUCUCAGCCUUGAUGAUGAGUAUUCUUUCAGGAGGAACUUCCCCAAGCCGAUAUUGUGGUCUGUGAUUCUGAUUUUUGUCAUGGGAUUCAUAGCCGGAGGUUUCAUUCUUGGAGCUGUUCACAAUGCCAUUCUCCUCAUUGUUGUAGUUGUUCUUUUUGCUGCUGUUGCCGCAUUGUUUACUUGGAACAGUUGUUGCGGGAGGAAAGCCAUUGUUGGUUUCAUUUCUCGCUAUCCAGAUGCAGAGCUUAGAACUGCCAAGAAUGGGCAAUUUGUGAAGGUCUCCGGGGUGGUUACGUGCGGUAAUGUGCCACUGGAGUCUUCUUUCCAAAAAGUUCCCAGAUGUGUAUAUACAUCUACAAGUUUAUAUGAAUAUCGAGGAUGGGAUUCAAAAGCAGCUAAUCCAAAACAUCGCCGUUUUACAUGGGGACUCAGAUCGGCAGAGAGGCAUGUGGUGGACUUUUACAUAUCUGAUUUCCAAUCUGGAUUGAGAGCUUUGGUUAAAACAGGCUAUGGUGCUAGGGUGACGCCUUAUGUCGAUGAUUCUAUUGUAAUUGAUGUCAAUCCAGCCAAUAAAGACAUGUCCCCUGAGUUUCUUCGAUGGUUAGGGGAGAGAAAGCUUUCUAGUGAUGAUCGUAUAAUGCAGUUAAAAGAAGGGUACAUCAAAGAAGGUAGCACAGUUAGUGUAAUGGGCGUAGUUCAAAGAAACGACAAUGUGCUUAUGAUUGUGCCACCGCCUGAGCCUUUGACGACCGGGUGCCAAUGGGCGAAAUGUAUAUUUCCGGCAAGCCUUGAGGGUAUUGUUUUGAGAUGUGAAGAUACCUCCAAGAUUGAUGUUAUUCCAGUGUAGUUAUGUCUAUCUUAUCCUCUCCAGUAACCUUAUAGGUAUUCUUCUCUAAAGAAAACAUUUCUUCCCAUGUCAGGAAAUUGAAGGUGGUGGUGGUGAUUGAUGUUGUUUGUAUUUUUGUAAGCAGUGUUGUUGGUUAAGUGUGAUGAUCUUUUUACCCCUUUUGAUCCACCCGCAAAACUUUUCUUUAGUUUGCUGUAUAGCUAAUGGAAAAUUCUUAUUCGUUUAUUUUUCCUUAAGGGAUUCUAUACCCUUUUAAUGGAUGUUGCUUUAUAUAGUGAGAGGUUGUAUUCAGAUGGACUUUGCUGUCUUAAACAUUGAAGGCUCUAUUUGUCAAGUAGGUAGGUGAUGAACUGAAUGAUGAAAGAAUGAGUAUAACCAACCGGCUUUAUUUUCUGCCACCCAAUGCUAGCUAUCCUUUGUAUUUUGCAAUUUUGUUUUUGUUCUUUUUCCAAACGAGUUUGUCAGGACAGAUGUCAGACAAGUCAUUGUCUCAUUGAAAAAAAAAAUCUAUGGUUUUGCUAUCUGUCCUUUGUAUUUUUCUUUUCAAAUGAAUUUGUUAGAAUGAGGACGCUGAAAAUGUAUAUUCUAUGAUAAAUUUUAUCCAAUCUUUUUUAAAAUAAUAUAUAAUGGACCUUGCUGGGCGUAUAAUGAAGGGUACAAUAUUAAAUUAUUAAUAUAAUGAAGAGUGAAACGUGUUGGUGCAUAGAAGCGUCAACAACGCGGAAAAGCCACGUUUGGGCACCGAACGGCGUCGUGUUGGUGCAAAUCACAAACGUGUCAAGGAAAGGAAGUAAACACGUGAAGCACUUACUUUCUGUUUUACUAAAUUUAAAUGGCAAUGGCCUUUAAUUUCUGUUUGCAGCGAAUUGGAUCACUAUGGAUAUUAAAAUUAAAGUGCGACGGGGCAGUGGUUUUGCUGCUUUCUUAGUGUGCAUGUUGGUAUUUUUGUGCUCUACUUGUUCCGCCAAUAACGAAGAGCAUAAUAAGAAGCAAAAACAAUGUUUGUGGAAGUGGCAGAGACCUAGAGACGCCUACAAUAUCUAUUCUGAACUCUUCACUACAAGAGUUACCCAGUAUUGGGGCUUCUUCAAGGCCCUUGCUAAUGAUGCAUAUACGCGUUUAUUUCCUCCCAACAUUGAUGAUGAUGAUGAUGAAUUGAUGACAAAAAAAUACAGUUUUAGAAGCGGAGGAGGAGUGGGAGAUAAGGAGGGAGAGGGAGCAGGGGAGAAGGUGAAAGAAGCGGUGGCAAAGAGCUUAGGAAGCAGCAAAGACACAGUGGAAGAUGCUGCCAAGUCAGCUGCAGAAAAGGUCAAGAGUACCUUCUCCGCUGAUGAUCAAAAUCAUAAAAGGAACGAGCUCUGAUUCUUCUUCGACGAAAAUUAUUCAUGCACAAUAUUAAUGUAAUGGCGGUGUGCUGGAAGAUUCUUUUUGGAAAUAUAAAAAAAAAAACCGGCUCCUCAGUAGUCACUAGCGAUCAUGGAAUGGAGGCAGACCACAAAUAA